Raphanus sativus (radish) is the source of this 1225-nucleotide messenger RNA. RefSeq lists its product as uncharacterized. Gene Ontology annotation, molecular function: RNA binding. Lineage: Eukaryota; Viridiplantae; Streptophyta; Magnoliopsida; Brassicales; Brassicaceae. The transcript has 6 exons. The record is from RefSeq and is a predicted model, not a curated record. Bases 243 to 1019 code for a protein of 258 amino acids.
AAGCGAAUAUAUGUGCUCUCUUAAUUCUUGGUUUUUAUAAUACAAGUUUUUAGACUUACUACUCAGCAAAUAGCCUUUUGAUUACAAUCUUUGCGAAGCUUGAGAUCUUUGCCUGUCCCUUACGCUUGCUGCAACACAUCAUACAUCCGUCGUGUAGUAGCCCGUCCUUCAUCUCCACCGACCACCGUUGGGCCUCUUACCUCCGGAUCCACGCCUAGGUGGAUACUCCUGUUGACCUGAUUAUGAAUAUCAACAGAGAAGAGGCUCUUAGAGCCAAAGAGCUAGCACAAGGUUUGAUGAAAGAGUCUGAUUUCACCGCUGCUCGUAAGCUUGCGAUGAAGGCUAACAAAAUUGACCCCACCUUGGAGAACAUGACACACAUGACAAUGGUGUGUGAUGUGCACUGCGCUGCAACAGAGAAGAUUUUCGGGAACCAGCUGAAUUGGUACGGUAUACUUCAGGUUGAUGACAUGAACGCUGAUGAUAUAGUCAUCAAGAAACAGUACAGAAGGCUGGCGCUUCUUCUCCACCCUGAUAAAAACAAGCUCCCCGGUGCUGAGUCUGCUUUUAAACUAAUUUGUCAAGCUCAGAUGAUACUUUUGGAUAAAGCUAAAAGGAAUUUUUAUGAUAUUAAACGUGAAAGAGCUUGGAGAAAGCCUGCACCUAUACCAGUGUAUAAAACCCAGCAUGUGCCGAGGAACCGUGCUCAGCGGCCUACUGAUACAGGAGGAUCAAAGACACUCGCUGCUUACAAUCUCUCACUCCAAGUUAAAAGAUCAGAUAUUGAGGAGUUCUUCAAAGAAGCUGGCCAAGUUGUUGACGUAAGACUUGGUAUAACAGAGUAUGGCAGAUUCCUCGGCGUUGGCGAGGUUGAGUUUGCAACUGCCAGAGAGGCACAAAAGGCAAUGGAAUUUCACGGUAGACCUUUGCUCGGUUGUCAAAUCCGUCUUAGGGUUUCUCAUGCGAGGGGACAAAGACCCGCACACUCCACAAAGCGGCGGCAUGGAGAAUGCGUUUGAACUAUCGUUUUUGAUGAGCCUAGACCUAACAAAAUGCUGGCGGAAGAAGCAAUGGCAGAGGAAGUGACAUUUCUAUUUUAACAACUAAUAAAAGCCUUAUUCGCAUUGUUCUCAACUCUAAUUAGCAUCCUUUUCCUUUUUUUUUGUGUAGUUUUUUCCUAAUAUGAUUCAACUUAAGUAAUUGUGCCACUGGUGUUUGUUUCUCA